AAUUGGCUCCAAAAUGGCCCCGUCCCCUCCUCAGGCAGCUUUCCCCCUGAUCUAUGUCACCAAAUGGCCCCAAAAUGGCCCAAAAUAGCCCCAAAAUGUGCCCAACUGGCCCCAAAGUGUCACCAACCAGCCCCAAAUGUCACCUGAGUGGCCCCAAGUGCCACCAAAAUGGACCAAAAUGGGCUCAAAUUGGCUCCAAAAUGGCCCUGUCCCCUCUUCAGGCAGCUCUUCCCUUCUCUUUGUCACCAACCAACCCCAAAAUGGCCUCAAAUGGCCCCAAAAUGGCCCAAAAUAGCCCCAAAAUGUGCCCAACUGGCCCCAAAGUGUCACCAACCAGCCCCAAAUGUCACCUGAGUGGCCCCAAGUGCCACCAAAAUGGACCAAAAUGGGCUCAAAUUGGCUCCAAAAUGGCCCUGUCCCCUCUUCAGGCAGCUCUUCCCUUCUCUUUGUCACCAACCAACCCCAAAAUGGCCUCAAAUGGCCCCAAAAUGGCCCAAAAUAGCCCCAAAAUGUGCCCAACUGGCCCCAAAGUGUCACCAACCAGCCCCAAAUGUCACCUGAGUGGCCCCAAGUGCCACCAAAAUGGACCAAAAUGGGCUCAAAUUGGCUCCAAAAUGGCCCUGUCCCCUCUUCAGGCAGCUCUUCCCUUCUCUUUGUCACCAACCAACCCCAAAAUGGCCUCAAAUGGCCCCAAAAUGGCCCAAAAUAGCCCCAAAAUGUGCCCAAAUGUCCCCAAAGUGCCACCCACCGGCGCCAAAAUGGACCAAAUUGGGCUCAAAAAGGGCUCAAAUUGGCUUAAAAACGGCCCCAUCCCCUCCUCAGGCAGCUCUUCCCCUGCUCUAUGUCACCAAACAGCCCCAAAAUGGCCCCAACUGGCCCCAAAUGUCCCCAAAAUGGGCCAAACUGGCCCCGUCCCCUCCUCAGGCAGCUCUUCCCUUCUCUUUGUCACCAACCGACCCCAAAAUGGUCCAAAAUGACCCUAAAAUGGCCCCAACUGUCACCGGAGUGGCCCCAAGUGCCCCCAAAAUGGGCUCAAAUUGGCCCCAAAACGGCCCCGUCCCCUCCUCUCUGGCCCCAAAAUGGCCCCAAGUCUCCCCCCGAUCCCAACCAGCCCCAAAAUGAC
Calidris pugnax (ruff) is the source of this 1123-nucleotide messenger RNA. Its product is annotated as DNA-directed RNA polymerase II subunit RPB1-like. The transcript is spliced from 2 exons. Bases 54 to 977 code for a protein of 307 amino acids. The record is from RefSeq and is a predicted model, not a curated record. Lineage: Eukaryota; Metazoa; Chordata; Aves; Charadriiformes; Scolopacidae.